CCAACCGAGUCAGACAACUUGAUGAAUUCACGGUCUUCUAACCCAGCCGUGGGCCUUGGCUUCCCAGGCGCUGGCGUUGACCGCGGCCCACGCUGGAGGAGCCGUCUGGAGAGGUCUCUCUGGGAGCAAAGACCCCCCAGAAGACACGAGAUUUGACGGCUCUGAGUCCCGGGGAGCCGCACGCAUCCCACAGGCAGCUCUCAGCCAGAGAUAGCCCUGGCAUGUGGCCCUGGGCUCAGGACCGAGGCGAUGUUCUGCUUGGCCUGCAGGGGCCCGCGUCAGCAUGAGCGACAAGGCGUCUCUGGCCCCUCCGGCGCCCACCCCGGGGCCCACCACCCCUCGCAGGGGGCCCCCCAAAUUCAAGCAGAGGCAGACCCGCCAGUUCAAGAGCAAGCCCCCGAAGAAAGGGGUCAAAGGAUUUGGAGAUGACAUUCCGGGAAUGGAGGGCCUGGGAACAGACAUCACCGUGAUCUGUCCCUGGGAAGCCUUCAGCCACCUAGAGUUGCACGAGCUCGCUCAGUUCGGGAUCAUCUAAGCCCUGGGGAACCCUGAGACCUUCCAGAACUUUCUGGCACUUUCCAGGCAUCUGCCAGAUGUUUGGAUUGUACGGUCUGAAUGCACGUCCUUUGUCUGAUGUGGCCCUUGUCUGUCCGUCCGUCCCCAGGGAGAAUUCCUUUAGUGUCAGAAUCUCUGUCUCAGGGAAUAAACACCCAGUGGGCCAUCAAACCUCUCUCUUCCCUGUCAGCGGGCGGGAAGCCAUAAUACAGGAGUAUCCUCUUCA
Molecule: messenger RNA, 781 nt
Organism: Dipodomys ordii (Ord's kangaroo rat)
Lineage: Eukaryota; Metazoa; Chordata; Mammalia; Rodentia; Heteromyidae
Gene: Pde6h
Product: phosphodiesterase 6H, cGMP-specific, cone, gamma
Exons: 4
Coding region: 284-535 (83 amino acids)
Biological process (GO): positive regulation of G protein-coupled receptor signaling pathway; visual perception; positive regulation of epidermal growth factor receptor signaling pathway
Cellular component (GO): photoreceptor outer segment membrane
Molecular function (GO): cGMP binding; 3',5'-cyclic-nucleotide phosphodiesterase activity
Source: RefSeq, a predicted model, not a curated record